Cannabis sativa is the source of this 951-nucleotide messenger RNA. RefSeq lists its product as uncharacterized. NCBI's taxonomy places the organism in Eukaryota, Viridiplantae, Streptophyta, Magnoliopsida, Rosales, Cannabaceae. The record is from RefSeq and is a predicted model, not a curated record. The transcript has 8 exons. The coding region runs from base 61 to 630 and encodes 189 amino acids.
AGCCGCCCGAAACCGGUCCAGUUCGCCGUCGAGUGUGUUUUUGUUUUGUAAAAGAAGAAGAUGAGCGGCAAACAAGGCCCUCCGAAGCACCAAAACAAGGUUGCAUGGAAACCAAACGCCGGCGUCAAAAUCAACGAAACGGAAGUUGGAGGGAGGUUCAGGCCGUUAUCGGAAGUUACUGGAGUCUGUCCUCGCUGUAGAGAUCAGAUUGAGUGGAAACGCCGCUACGGAAAGUAUAAGGGUCUUACUGAACCUGCUAAAUGCCAAAGUUGUACUAAACGAGCUGUUCGCCAAGCUUACCAUAAUCUCUGCAAUGGUUGUGCCAAGGAGCAAGGUGUUUGUGCCAAGUGUCGCUGCAAUGUUAAACAAAUAGUUGGAAGGGAUAUUUCAGAGGUAGAAGCUGAGCAAAAAGAGCUUCAAGAGGCUAUCAAGCAUGCUCGAGAGAGAGAAAGAAGGACUCUGUUGCGAACUUUGAACAAAGAAAAAUCUAGCACUCCAGCUAAUACUACAACCGAAAAAGGAAAUAAGGUUGGGGAGUUAUUUCCAUCAGCAUCACUGGAUGACUAUGCAGAACUAAACAGAGAUGAUUUUGAAAAUGAAGAUAAUGAAAAUGCCAUUAGAGUUUUGUAAUGAAAGAGAUAGAAAUCAAUACGAGCACUUUAUCUAAUGUGCUGGACUUUUUUGGUGCAUGUUGUGGGAGCAGUGCCUGCUUUGUUGCAUUCUCUCAACGAUAAAGAAACAUUCUGAGGCAGACCAUUAUCUCUCACCAUCUUGAACCGUAUGAAAGUCUUUGUUUUCACUAUCCAUCUAUAGAAAGUACUGUAAGCAUAGAAACUCAACAAAUAAUUUUUCUUUUUCAUUUUUACAGAUAUCUAUUGUCUUUCAAUUUUUUUCCCUGUUGGAAGACAUUUAUUAAUUUGUUGAGAGUUGAUAUUGAAGUGAAUUUCUGUA